AUGGAACACAUCUUCGCCCGCUUUCGCAGAGGGAGAGCCAAGAGUGAUUCGGCCGCAGUGCAGUCGGGCUUGCCCCUCAACAAUCUCGCAAGCACCGUGUCGUCGCACUGCCAGCAGAGGGCCGAGCCAUUGUUGGAACGAAGGAUUCAUCCGGAUUUAGAUGCGCUCGUGGCAAGCUGGACACAGUGCGCUGAUGCAGAGGGUGUCCACGAGUCUGGAACUGGUCCGACAGAAGCAACCAGUGCGACAGAGAUAACGACGGCGCUGAGACCGAGUGCGAGACGGCAUUCCAUCAGUGGAACAACUCCUGUGAUACGACGGCCGGAUGCAGACGACGAGCCUGCUGGUCCAUCCAUUAUACCCGUUUCGUUCGCAGGGCGAACCCAGUCCCGCUUGUCGCGCAUUACCAGCCGCACCAGCACAACUACAGAUGACGCACGGUCUCCUUCAGCUGCAGAUUGGUCAACAUUCGGUCGCGACGGGGGGAGGAGGGUGCUGCGCGUACCAAUGGAGGAGUUCGGGGUGGGGCGUGCGUCUCUUAGUCUUAGCCAGAGCGAAACAUCCAACUCUCAAUGGUUCUCCCAUUCUCGGCCGCAAACACCGGCGACACCUUCGACCGCGUCACAUCAAAGGACAGAAUCGGUGCCGGAGUCCCCACAAUAUCCCUCGUUCCGCUUCACCUUCGGCUCAGAUGAGGAGUCGAAGAGCGCACGGAGCGCAUCCCCGGCGUCGAAUUCACCAAGGGCAACGAGUGGCUUGGCUUCGCCUGAGCAACCGGGAAGAAUCGAAAGCCGCCCGAGUUCUCCUAGCUCACAGGCCGUUCUUGACAAGAGUGUCUGGCUCCAACGGCGCGUCCAGAGAAGGAACAGCAAGGAUCGAGCAAGUGUGCAAGAUAUAUUUGAUUUUCCCGCCUCGUCGCGGAGGCCAGGGCAAUUCAGAAGACACAGCCAUGAUUCGCAUCCCAGCCCAUUGCGCGCCGCGUUGAAGAGAACAGAGGAGCUGUAUCCGGGGUUGGAGAAUCUUGCUGAUGACAGUGUUUCGGAAGGCGGUAAUAAACGUGACAGUGAAGCAGUCACUAAUCUUGAUGAUGAUUUUGAUGCACGCGAUAACCUCGUGGACCCUUCUUCCUCCCUCUCGCCGCGCAUUUUCACUGAGUCUUCCCACUCAUCCUUACCUACCCCACACUCCCUUGAACCCUCGACAUCGGCCAUGGACCCGACUAAAGUCUAUCAUGCUCCCCGCUUUGCUCAGCCGCACAAACACGCCUUGAAGUCCGCCCGAUCCCGCGCAGCAAGCGAGGGAUCGGGAAUCGUUCUCCGGCCUCGCCCUCCUACUCGAUCAAUCUCCGAAGUGGCAGCGACUACCAAGGACAAGCGGAAAGCUCGUAUCUCUGACAGCGAAAACACCCCUCCUUUAUCUAUCGUUGCGACGAACCGCCGGACCCGCGUCACCCCCACUCUCUCACACUCACGCUCCGCAUCAUCAUCCCAAGCUCCUUCAUCCUACACCCCCCAGCAGCAGCGCACCACUAGACUCCGCCCUGCCUCCGACACCCCGCCCUCUCCCCUGUCCACCACAAGCGAUUCCGCCACGCCAGAAUCCACCCCGCCCCACAGGUCCAAGUCCACCCGCAGCUCGCCCGCAUCCGUCAGGCAAACGUCCCACGCCACAUCCCAUAUGUCGCAGACGUCCCUGCCCAUCUCCGCGCUCGUCUCCCCGCACGCACCGUCGAUCGCACGCUCCGCCGGGACAAACUACCACAUGCGCGAUCCGCGCAAAGCGCCCCGGGUGCAGCCGACAGGCUGGGCGCCUGAUUGGGGAACGAGCCCCGCGCACGCGUGGCUGUUCUUUCUCGGGUUUGUCGUGUUCCCGCUGUGGUGGAUUGCGGGGCUCCUCGUUCCCGUGCCGAGGACACGCAAGCUGGAUGUCGAGGAGAAGGCCGAGCGUGCUGUCGUCCUGGACGAUCCCCAGAUAGAAUUCGAUGCCCUUUCGUGGCGGAAGCGGUGUCGGAUCAUGGCAGGAGUAUCCUUGGUCACUUACAUCCCGUUCAUCGUUCUCCUCGCCAUCUUCGUGUCCCGGUCUCGGUCGUAGGACCGCCAUCCCUGUCCUUUCUUGAUAUCCACAGCCCCGACUCUACGAGCGAGGCGAAUUGUUGUUGUACUUGGCUGUAAACGUCCCCGCCGUCCUCUCCGUCGAUGGGAUCUGUACUAUCUGAUUCCACGGCACUGGUGCACGCAUUCGUGGUCGUCUGACGCAUACUUCACAUUGUACCAUUAGUAACUAGUCAGAAAUAUGUAUAAAUUAAAUGGAAGAUCUCCGGUGAACGCAUCA
Molecule: messenger RNA, 2331 nt
Organism: Mycena citricolor
Lineage: Eukaryota; Fungi; Basidiomycota; Agaricomycetes; Agaricales; Mycenaceae
Source: the annotation of a GenBank genome assembly